Molecule: messenger RNA, 381 nt
Organism: Malurus melanocephalus (red-backed fairy wren)
Lineage: Eukaryota; Metazoa; Chordata; Aves; Passeriformes; Maluridae
Product: dedicator of cytokinesis protein 5-like
Exons: 4
Coding region: 40-381 (113 amino acids)
Biological process (GO): small GTPase-mediated signal transduction; cell migration
Cellular component (GO): cytoplasm; plasma membrane
Molecular function (GO): guanyl-nucleotide exchange factor activity; small GTPase binding
Source: RefSeq, a predicted model, not a curated record
CUGUCCCUGCUGCUCAGCGGCAUCGUGGACCCCGCCGUCAUGGGGGGAUACAGCAACUAUGAGAAGGCCUUCUUCACCGACAAAUAUCUCCAGGAGCAUCCCGAGGAUCAGGACAAGAUCGAGCUGCUCAAGCAGCAGAUCGCCAUCCAGAUGCCCCUGCUGGCCGAGGGGAUCCGGCUCCACGGUGAGAAGCUGACGGAGCAGCUGAAGCCCCUGCACGAGCGGCUCUGCGCCUGCUUCCGGGAGCUCCGCACCAGGGUGGAGAAGCACUAUGGGAUCGUGGCCUUGGUGAGGGACCUGCCCGUGUCCCGUUUGCCCCAAAAGAUCCCUUUUCCCAAAGGAACUCCCCUCUCCCACCCAUUUCAUGUUUUUAACGUUUAA